This is a messenger RNA of Drosophila ficusphila, 1108 nucleotides long. RefSeq names its product probable palmitoyltransferase ZDHHC24. Lineage: Eukaryota; Metazoa; Arthropoda; Insecta; Diptera; Drosophilidae. The coding region runs from base 43 to 888 and encodes 281 amino acids. Gene Ontology annotation, molecular function: palmitoyltransferase activity. The record is from RefSeq and is a predicted model, not a curated record. The transcript is spliced from 2 exons.
GAUCGGGUCUCAUUUGUUUACAUCCAUUAGUCACCCGGGAUCAUGAGAAUCCGUAGCAAUCCACUGCCCCGCCGGCUGGUGGAUAUCUUGUGCUUCCUGAUCAUUGGAGUCUUUCUGCCGGUUGUUUUCCUAUUCGAGAUUGUGGUGGUGCUGCCCGCUUUCCACGAACCCGGCGGCUUUCUCCACACCUUCACCUUCGUGAUGGCCAUGUUCCUAGUGUUUAAUAUCAAGGGAAACAUGAUUGCCUGCAUGAUGAUCGACACUAGUGUUGACGGUGAUGAAAAAGUGGAACCACCAGUGGAUCAAUCGGACUGGCGGGAGUGCGGCGAAUGCCAGCGUUUGUCUCCACCGAGAUCGUGGCACUGCAAGAUCUGCAAGGUUUGCAUUCUCAAGCGGGAUCACCACUGCAUCUACACAGGCUGCUGCAUUGGACUGAAGAACCAUCGCUUCUUCAUGGGCUUCAUAUUCUACCUGUUCGUGGGAUCUGUUUACGCUUUGGUGUACAACUCCAUAUACAUGUGGGUCAUCCAGGGGCACAUCUACUGCAACUGGUUGACGCUGCUCAAGCUGACCUGUCCGAUGCUCCUUCUAGUAACGGGCAACUUGUGGAGCAACUUAUACCUGCUCUUCUACAGCCUAAAUGUUUUGGCCCUGGCUUACGGAGUUCUUCUAUUGGGAUACCAUGUUCCUAUCGUUCUGAGAGGCGGCGUUUCCGCAGAUCGCACAAAAGAGAGGAAAAAGAAGUACGAUCGAGGGAUCCACCAGAAUCUGAGAAGUGUUUUUGGUAACCGCAUGCAUAUAGCCUGGUUAUCGCCACUGAUUCGCAGCGAUCUGCCCGAUGAUGGUUACCACUGGAGUGCUUCUGUGGCCAGAAAAGACAAAGACUGAUUAGGAUUUAGAGUACGUAUGAGUGACUCAGAUUCUACCUCGGAAGCCCGUAGAUGAGCACUGUCACUUUUGCUACUUCUGGCUGUACAUAAGACAAUCUCAAGGUGGUAAAGUUGUAUCCUAUUCCGCCAGUGAGAACGGCUGCCUGACCUCCCCAUUCCAUUUGACUUUCAUCGAUGACCAAAAUCAGGUUUAUAUAAAAACUAAGGCUAGACUGUAU